CCUCACUCUGCUUCCUUUCCCCCCCUUCACCUUCUUCAUCCUCCUCACUUCCCGGAAAAACUCUGUCUCUCUCUCUCUCUCACCCAAUUGCAGAAAAGCAAACCCAUUUCAACAAAAUGGACCCACCCAGAUUCGUAAUCGAACCAUCCGAGGCCGAAUCAUUGGCACAAAAAUCAGGCCUCACAAUCACCCAGCUCCUCCCCACCCUCGUAAAAUCCGCCCAAUCAUUAGCCCGUCCACCCAUAUCCAACUACUACGUGGGCGCCGUCGCGCUCGGAUCAUCGGGUCGGAUCUUCUUCGGAGCCAACCUCGAAUUUCCGGGUCUCCCUCUCCAUCACUCAGUCCACGCCGAACAAUUCCUCAUCACUAAUCUCAGCAUCAAUAACGAACCCAAUCCCAAAUACGUCGCCGUUUCCGCCGCCCCUUGCGGCCACUGCCGCCAAUUCUUCCAAGAAAUCCGCGGCGCACCGGAUAUUCAGAUCCUCAUCACCGGCGAUAGCAACAGUAAUAACAGUCCUAACGGAGAAAUUAAAACGUUUGAAACUCUGUCUAAUCUCCUCCCGGACAGAUUUGGGCCGUUCGAUCUCUUAGAUAAGACUGUUCCGUUGCUUUUAGAACCACGUUAUAAUAACUUGUCGCUAAUAAUCCGCAACGGUGGGAUUAAAAUUAAUUCUACUAAUUCAAUUUCCGAUGAAUUAAAAUUAGAAGCAUUGGAGGCUGCUAAUCUGUCUCAUGCACCGUACAGUAAAUGCCCAUCUGGAGUGGCAUUGAUGGAUAGUGAGGGAAAGGUUUAUAAAGGGUCGUAUAUGGAAUCCGCCGCUUAUAAUCCGAGUUUAGGGCCGGUUCAGGCGGCGAUCGUGGCCUAUAUGGUGGGCGGCGGCGGCGGAUAUGAGAGGAUUGUGGCGGCCGUGUUGGUAGAAAAGGAAGAGGCUGCGGUGAGACAGGAGCUGACUGCGAGGUUGGUUUUGCAAGUGAUUUCUCCCAACUGUGAGUUUAAGGUGUUUCAUUGCAAUUCGAAGUCUUGAUUUGAGUUAUUAUUAUUUGGAAAUGUGUAUUCAUAAUUUAAUUGAUCAUUUAAAUAAAAGAAAGUAUGCUUAAUUAGCAUGCAAAUUGUACACACAUUUGUCUUUUACGUUAAUAAAUUAAACAACACUUGGCUUUUGGCCUUUCUUCUUGA
Molecule: messenger RNA, 1177 nt
Organism: Mercurialis annua (annual mercury)
Lineage: Eukaryota; Viridiplantae; Streptophyta; Magnoliopsida; Malpighiales; Euphorbiaceae
Product: cytidine deaminase 1-like
Exons: 1
Coding region: 117-1025 (302 amino acids)
Cellular component (GO): cytosol
Molecular function (GO): cytidine deaminase activity; zinc ion binding
Source: RefSeq, a predicted model, not a curated record